Molecule: messenger RNA, 282 nt
Organism: Triticum turgidum subsp. durum (durum wheat)
Lineage: Eukaryota; Viridiplantae; Streptophyta; Magnoliopsida; Poales; Poaceae
Source: the annotation of a GenBank genome assembly
AUGGCGGCACUCAAGCUCAAGCUCAUGGUGCCACCGGCAGGCUUUUGCUUGUUUCUACUGCUCAUGCCACCACUCCUACUUCCUCCUGGAUGUGCUGCCACUCGUCCUGAUCCCACCCAAGGGCCAUCUGAGGGCAACAACAGGACAUGCACGGAGCUGAGCAAGAGGAGCCCCAUCCUCUACUGCGAGCACCACGCAUGCGUCGACAACUGCCGCAUCGAGGGCUUCGCCGAGGGAGGGUUUUGCAACUGGCUGCGCUGCCUCUGCAAGAGGCCCUGCUGA